AUGUAUUCACCCACUGCGGUCGUCUUCACCGGUCAACAUGGCAGCCUGGCUGGACCUAGUCCACGACUCGGCCGGCUGGGCCUUGGUCGACACCGGUCGGAUGGAUCAGAUCGUGCAAGACAUGAGCCAUCCGGCCAGCCGUACCCUUCUCUCGUUUAUUUUCUAGGGAAUACCAAUCGUGUGCCGGCACUCCGCUCACUGUUUCCCCAGAACAACAUCACCCGUCGAGGGCCAGCUGGUCUGGUUCGGCUCCAUUUCAGUACCACCACCGCCAGCACCGAGCAUCCGAUAUGGUUCGCGGAGAGCGGGUUUCUGGACUCGACCGCAGGCCAUGUCAACAUCCGGCUGGCAUCCGCAGACCAUCAUCGACACUAUCCCCUGCCCCCAAUGACCGGUGGCUCGGCCAUGGACCUGAAGCAUCACGUAUGGCGACGGGACCUGUUCCCUUGGACGAGUGUGCUAUGUCUGUUCGUGGAUGGCUCCGCCGAGCUCCAAGCGGCCCACGACCUGUUGGAUCGAUCACCCACCGAGAUACACGCUGGGCGUCCCACGUCAUCCAUCGGCAUGCGCGUCAUCACGGUCCUGACCGAUCCCAGCGCCGAAUAUCACACGGAUCCGGGGGAGGGGCUGUCAUCUGGCUUCCCCGAUCCUGUCUCCUCGGAUCCGACAAUCUCCAUCCUGGAUCUUCGAGAUCGCCACGACUUGUCUCCUCGCGCCGCCUUUGAGCCGCUGCGGCGUACCCUGCUGGACCAGAUCCAGAUCAGCCGGGACCAGCGGAUGCAGCAGGGUUUACUCUUCUCUGCCCAGCAUUUGAAUCAUCUCUGGAAUCGGACCCUUUGCGGGGGCCAGCUAGUGACUCCCGAGGCCCGCAUCGAUUGCCUUCGAAUCGCCCGGGAGAAGUUGCCGGUCGAUCCAUCGCUGGGUCCCCGUCUUGCGGAAUUUUUCGCUUACGCGUCACGAGCUGGCUGCCCACCACAUGACAUCCACGUCGUCGUCGCAUCCGCGCUGCUGAUCGAUGCUUACCCUCCUGGCAUGCACAGUGAGUCGCCCUUUCCCACCGCCUUCUCCCUCCCUAUGAACUUUCACCUCUUUGCACCCGUUCGCCCCCGCCCCGGACCCCUCCCGGCCGCAGCAAGGGAGCGUGGUAUGUGCUGA
Molecule: messenger RNA, 1155 nt
Organism: Aspergillus calidoustus
Lineage: Eukaryota; Fungi; Ascomycota; Eurotiomycetes; Eurotiales; Aspergillaceae
Source: the annotation of a GenBank genome assembly